Molecule: messenger RNA, 369 nt
Organism: Didymodactylos carnosus
Lineage: Eukaryota; Metazoa; Rotifera; Eurotatoria; Philodinida; Philodinidae
Source: the annotation of a GenBank genome assembly
AUGGUAAAGCGGCGCAAAACGCAUGAUUCUCCAAAGCUCGGUGACCCACAAUCACCGGCUCUCUGCUCUUGUAAGGCUGUUGUGGAUGAUAGUGAUAACGCUUUACAAUGUGAUGCAUGUGAAAAUUGGUUUCAUAUUGCAUGCGUGAACGUCUCUCCGGUGGCGUAUUCGGCUUAUCAAACACUUGCGGACCAGAAACAGUUUUCGAACUGGUUUUGUCCAAAAUGUUUGGAUGACAAAUCUGUCGAUCGUCUUCCACCUCGUUGUCUCGCAGCGUUAUCUGCUCGAAUUGACGCGAUUGAGCGUGAAACGUCAAAUAUUAGCCGUAAACAAGAUCAACUUGUCGAUCGUAUGGAUAAACUGUACGAA